UGUUAAAGAAGGUAACCUCCAAGCAUAUAAAUAUCUUUCCCAUGGCUCAGGGCUACUAACUUCUGGAGACGUUUAUAAGGAGUUCCAGUAAGCACAGACUGGCUGGAGCUUCUGCCAUGGAGGCACUGGCUUUCACAGAGGGGCCCAACCCUCACAGUGACCCCCAAACACCAAGAAACUAUAGGAUUACCCUGUGCCUUGCAGCAUGUUUGGUCAUCUUGAUGCUGGUUUUACUUCCAUUUUCUAUCGCCUGCAUUCUUCUCCAUCACAAACAGUCACCCAAGACUUGCUGGAUUCAUGGAUCUUCUCCAGUCCCUUCUGACAAGACUAUCCAUUGGGAAUGGAAACCCAUUUGCCCUGGCUCUGCACUGACUGCAAGUCCCUCCUCACUGGAAAUCUUGGAAAGUGGAAUGUAUUUUGUCUAUGCGUAUGUGGCCCUUACGGAGGAGGCCUCGACUGAACAUCGCUUUUCUGUUUACCUGAUGGCCGACUCUCAAGUUCACAGUGUUUUCCAAGGGCCCAAUGCUAUGCUUGCAUUUAUAAACAUGGGAAGGCCAUAUUUCCUGAAAAAUGGAAUAAAGUUGCACUUGGACAUUAAUGAAGGACUCACACAUAUUGACAGCAAUAGAACAUACUGGGGGAUUUUAAAAAUUUAACAAAGGCCUCAACCUGUGUCAGCUUUUACUAAGUUGAAAGAACUUGCAGAAUUAAUUCCUGAGGGGAAUUCUGGAUUUCUCAGCACUACACCACGGCGUUUGCCCAUGUUCCUGGAGGUUGGCUGGUUGCCCAGUCUUUGCCUUACAUUUUCCAAGACCAUAUGCUUUGGCUUUGCUUCACUCCAGCCAACAGGCAGACUAGAUCUUUUUGCACAAAGGAAGCAGAAACUGCAAUACCUUGACUCAUCCAAGACACAUUUGCACCAUUUAAUUGAAUAUCCUGCCUAAACCAAAGAUGGACGGAAGGUGAACCUAGAUGUACCGGUAGAUUUCUGGGUAAUGUGCAGUAAAUUUCCAAGAAUCUCUGACUCCCAAUUGUCUAACAGUCACAACAACUAAAAAGCCUCCACCCCCACCCCCAAAUUUAGGUUGCUGAGAGAUAACAUUGUGGGGAGGGAACCAGAAGGGGAUUUUUGUUUGAAAGAACUUGUGAAUGAACUUGUGAUCACUAUCAUAACUAGCCUCACGAAUUCCUGAACUGAGCAUAUCCUUAGAGGUAUUCCCUUCAUUUAAUUAUUCGUAUAUAUAUCUGCCUAUCUUUUUAGGAUAAAAAACACUGACUUGAAUGUCAUUGGGCUUCUUCACACUUGCCGUUUGCCUGACUCUUUUCAGGCAGAGAUAUGUGCUUUUUUUUGUAAAUAAUUUUUUAUUACUUUUUGACAGUUACAUUUUCACAAAUAAAAGCAGUAAUUAACUCACAUUUCUACCAAAUCUAAAUUUAUACAAGUACCUUCUCUUUGAGAUUUUUAAAAUCUCUGGACUUCCCCCCAUACACACUU
Podarcis raffonei (Aeolian wall lizard) is the source of this 1495-nucleotide messenger RNA. RefSeq names its product TNF superfamily member 18 (gene TNFSF18). The transcript has 3 exons. Gene Ontology annotation, molecular function: tumor necrosis factor receptor superfamily binding. The record is from RefSeq and is a predicted model, not a curated record. Gene Ontology annotation, biological process: T cell proliferation involved in immune response; tumor necrosis factor-mediated signaling pathway. Lineage: Eukaryota; Metazoa; Chordata; Lepidosauria; Squamata; Lacertidae. The coding region runs from base 117 to 656 and encodes 179 amino acids.